Messenger RNA from Trematomus bernacchii (emerald rockcod), 2553 nucleotides. RefSeq names its product tripartite motif containing 59 (gene trim59). NCBI's taxonomy places the organism in Eukaryota, Metazoa, Chordata, Actinopteri, Perciformes, Nototheniidae. The transcript has 5 exons. Gene Ontology annotation, biological process: cilium assembly. Gene Ontology annotation, molecular function: zinc ion binding. Gene Ontology annotation, cellular component: centrosome; intraciliary transport particle B; cilium. The record is from RefSeq and is a predicted model, not a curated record. The coding region runs from base 243 to 1523 and encodes 426 amino acids.
UUUUGGACAGACCCUUUGCUCUGAGCACGAGCAGACGGUGAGUUAAGAUUUAACGCUCAACAUCUUCUUAAAACUGUCUACCUUGUGUCACCAACCCUAAAUCCAUUACAUGAUGAAAACAAAUGGUUGACAGGUCGCUGAGAAGGUGCGGCCCGUAGCUUUUCCUCCGUCCUGCUGUCCUGGCUGCCAGAUCUUCUCCACCCCCCUUACCUUCCCCCUGAGCCCGGCCUCUAGUCUCCACCAUGGACAACCUGGAGGAGGACCUGACGUGCUCCGUGUGCUACUCUCUGUUCUCGGACCCCCGGGUCCUGCCCUGCUCACACACCUUCUGUAAGAGCUGCCUGGAAAACUUGCUCCAGGUGUCCACCAACUAUUCCGUCUGGAGGCCGCUCCGAGUCCCACUAAAAUGCCCCAAUUGCCGCGGCGUGGUGGAGCUGCCUCCGAUGGGUGUAGAAGCUCUGCCCACCAAUGUAUCACUGCGCGCCAUCAUUGAAAAAUACCAGAGUGACAGCUCGCCGCGACACCCUUCCUGUGAGCAGCACCUCAGGCAGCCUCUGAACAUGUACUGCAUCCAGGACCGGCAGCUGAUCUGUGGUCUGUGUCUGACCAUCGGGCAGCACCAGGGCCAUCCCAUAGACGACCUGCAGGCGGCGUUCAUCAGAGAAAAACAGACGCCUUCUCUCCUGCUAGCCAAACUCUCUGAGCAGAGAUGGGCGCAGGUGUGUGAGCUGGGGGAGCAGCUGGAGCAGGAGAAGGCCCGCUGCGAGGCUCUGGUGAGGCAGGACCGCCAGGAGGUCAACGAGUAUUUUCAGACCCUGGAGGUGGUGCUGGCCAGGAAGAGGCAGGCCUACCUAGAGGCGCUGGAUACAGCCGCUGCAGAGGUGUCGCGCGCCUACGACCCGCUCAUCCUCAAAGUGAAGGAGCUGCAGGAGGAACAGCUGGACCUGGUGUCAAUGGGCUCCUCGGUGGAGGAGGAGCCUAACCCGCUGGUGUUCCUGGAGCAGGUGCAUCUGUUCAGAGAGAGGGUGGAGGAGUUCAUCAAAACGCCUUUGCCCUCGGCGAUAAACCUCUCCGUCACCCCGAGGGCAGCGGAGCACCUCCAGCAGAACUGGCCCGCCGUGACUAUCGGCAGCCUGGAGGAAGCCCCCGUCCCCAAGGUGUGCUGCUGCACCAGAUGUGGCGGCGUGGAGGCCGGCGUGGAAUCUGAGGCUGGGGGGGAUCAGCUCCACGGGGAGAACUUGUGGCGUGCGCUGCAGUCGACUUCUUCUGUGGUGCUGCUGCCGCUGCUGCUGCUGCUGGCAGCGCUGUGGGGGCCCUCGCUCAGUUUCUCUCUUCUCUCCCAGUUCAGUCAGUUGGUCCAAGGUCUGAGCGGUGAUGUCAUCACAUCUGUGUGGGACUCGGCGGGGUCAGGGUUCACGGUGAUAGAGGCUGCUGUGGCGAGAUGGAGCGCUCAUUUCUCCUCUGUGGGAGAGAAGGCCUUCGAGCAGCUGGCCGCCUUCUUCUGGACUCUGACAUCACACUGACACACACCGAGUCUCACUGAAGCACUCCUGUAGUACAGCGGGUAAAAUCCAACUGAAAAACCUUCUGCCAUCUGCUUUUGUCCCGAUAAAGGCAAUGAGUAAAUGAAUAAACACAAGGCAGGGAUAAUUGAUACUACAGAAAUAAUCAUUGAAUAUAACUCAUUCACUGAAAUAUAUCACAUGACCUUAUCAAGCUUUAGUCCCCUUCAAGAUUCCCUGUUCCCUCUUAUGCAGACCUGGGGAAAAACCCGAGUUACGUCUCGGGUAUUUAUGUUCAAGUUCUUGCAAGUUCAAAAUGUGAGCAGUUUACGUUAAAUAUUUGUAUGUAUUGAAUUGUGUAACUGUCAAGUGUUAUGUUCCUCUUUGGGGUGUGUUUUUCUAGGUAUGGUUCACACUGCCUCGCAAUUAAGCAUUUAUCAUACCCAACACUAAUCAAACAGUUUUGAAGCUUGGCAUAAAGGAAUGUAAAUAUCGGGGCAUUUCAGCAGCUCUCCUGGUGUCAGAGCUGCUGACCUCAGAACAGCUGCUCCUGUAUAUCCUCACAGGGACGCAGCUGUGUGUGGACUUUAGAGCUGAUGGUGAACACACACGACUCAGAGUGCCUUUAACCAUCACGCUCUUAUCUCGCCCAACUUAAUCGCCUUUUUGUACUGGCUUGUAGUUUCACCAGGACCAAAAGCUCAACCCUCUUUUUUUACUCCAGCGGUGGGCAAAUAUAUAAAUUGUAUUAUAGCCUUUAUAAAAGCUUUACCGUUGCAAUUUUGCAUCAAAUAAUUGUUACGUUUUUUUGCUCAGGCAGACCCUCACUGAAACACCAGUGAGCCAGUAUGCCAAGCUGCAUUCCUAAAUAUUAUAAUCUCAUGUAUUGUUAAAAUUAUAUCACAACGGUAUGCUGUUACAAGCAUCACACACACACUCAAAGACAUUUUGGUUAAUGUCAGGCGUUUUCCACAAAUGUCACCCCAACCUGUAUUUGUAUAACUUUUUGGUUACUGUAUUAUGUAAGUUAUAAUAAAAGUUUGAAUAUGUA